Messenger RNA from Parascedosporium putredinis, 1260 nucleotides. The record is from the annotation of a GenBank genome assembly. Lineage: Eukaryota; Fungi; Ascomycota; Sordariomycetes; Microascales; Microascaceae.
AUGGGUGAUCUCCAAGGUCGCAAGGUCUUCAAGGUUUUCAACCAAGACUUCAUCGUCGACGAACGAUAUACCGUCACUAAAGAACUUGGCCAGGGCGCCUACGGCAUUGUCUGCGCUGCUGUAAACAACCAGACAAACGAGGGCGUCGCCAUCAAGAAGGUCACCAAUGUCUUCAGCAAGAAGAUUCUCGCCAAGCGCGCCUUGCGCGAGAUCAAGCUCCUCCAGCACUUUAGGGGACACCGAAACAUUACCUGUCUUUACGACAUGGAUAUUCCCCGUCCCGACAACUUUAACGAGACCUAUCUCUAUGAAGAGCUGAUGGAGUGCGAUCUUGCCGCCAUCAUCAGGUCCGGCCAGCCCCUUACCGACGCCCACUUCCAGUCCUUCAUCUACCAGAUUCUUUGCGGUCUCAAGUACAUCCACUCGGCCAACGUGCUUCACCGCGAUCUCAAGCCCGGCAACCUUCUCGUGAAUGCCGACUGCGAGCUCAAGAUUUGCGAUUUCGGCCUGGCCCGUGGCUUCUCUAUCGACCCCGAGGAGAACGCCGGUUACAUGACGGAGUAUGUCGCUACCAGGUGGUACCGUGCCCCCGAAAUCAUGUUGAGCUUCCAAAACUAUACCAAAGCGAUUGACGUGUGGUCGGUUGGCUGCAUUCUCGCCGAGCUUCUCGGCGGACGUCCUUUCUUCAAGGGUCGAGACUACGUCGACCAGCUCAACCAGAUCCUCCACAUCCUUGGUACUCCCAACGAGGAGACUCUCUCGCGGAUAGGAUCCUCCAGGGCCCAGGAAUACGUAAGGAACCUUCCUUAUAUGCCCAAGAAGCCCUUCCCUUCGCUCUUCCCCAACGCCAACCCCGACGCCCUCGACCUCCUCGACAAGAUGCUUGCCUUCGACCCCGCAUCCCGCAUCAGCGUAGAGCAGGCCCUCGAACACCCCUACCUUCAAAUUUGGCACGAUGCCUCGGACGAGCCCGAGUGCCCCACCACUUUCAACUUCGACUUCGAGGUGGUCGAGGACGUGGGAGAGAUGCGCAAGAUGAUCCUCGACGAGGUCUACAGGUUCCGCCAGCUCGUCAGGCAAGUCCCUGGAGCUCAAGGUGGCGCCCAGGGCUUGGGUCAGCCCGGCGCUGGCCAGGUUCCCAUGCCUCACCAAAGCGGCGGCCAGUGGAAGGCAGAUGACCCUAGGCCGCACGAGUACGGCGGUGGCCACGCCCACGAUCUCGAGGCCGAGCUUGCUGCCGGUAUUGAUAUGAGGCGAUGA